AUGUUUACUCAUCAUCUCCACUUUCUUCUCGUUUUGCUCCUAUUAACAACCCCUCCUGUAUUGCCACAAUUUGGAGGCCCCCAGUUUGGAGGCCCUCCUCUAAAUGCCCCUCCCAACAAUGCAUUCCCCCCUAUUGGAAAUAAUUUGGGAGGAGGAGGAUUCCAAUCAGAUCCGUGUGCUGCAAUGUGCGGCGGUCCGAAUAUGGGGAAUUCAAUACAACAUCAACAACCUUUACAACAAUUUGCUUUAAUGCCCCCUAAUGGACAACAAAUGCAACAGAGGGAUGAAAGAUGUUGUUGCUGCUGUUGUCCUCCGCCUCCACCACCCCCACCAAUGAUGGCACCUCCACAAAGACCUCCAUGCUGUGUAAUUUGUUGUUGUGAACAACAAGAACCACCACCAAUGCCUCCACCAAUAAUUUUGCAGCCACUACCACCACCACCCCCUCCUCCCCCACAAAUUUGCCUUCUUUGCUGUUGUGAACAAGCUCCCCCUCCCCCACCACCACUUCCACCACCCCCUCCUCCACAGCCUUGUUGCUGCUGCUGUCCAUGUUGCUGUUGUUGUCCCCCACCACCUCCACCACCAAUGCCCCCUCCAAUGCCGCCGCCUCCUCCUCCACCUUGCCCUUGCUGUUGUUGUUGCUGUCCUCCAGGUGAGUUUUAUAAUAAAAUGUGA
This is a messenger RNA of Meloidogyne enterolobii, 678 nucleotides long. The record is from the annotation of a GenBank genome assembly. Lineage: Eukaryota; Metazoa; Nematoda; Chromadorea; Rhabditida; Meloidogynidae.